UCUAGACGUCUUGAAGACUUUGGAGAUGCGCAUGAGCAGCGGAAGCACUCGAGAUAAUCACGUUCACGUAUGCUUUGCGAGAAUCAAUGCCCUGACUAACAGGCUAGUAGUUAAGCAUCUUACAUGCGUGUUUCUCGCUACCCGUUCGACUGAUCUGAAUUCUUGUUCAGCUCAAGUAUCUUCAUUGAACCAGAUUUCCGCUUCACAGUAUUGCUACUCAGGGAUCCUUUUCUGGGUGUUACUUUUAGCUCUUGCCCGGUCUUUGUGGCACUCUUCAAGGAUGCACUAAAGUGGAACCGAUCUAUGAUUCGGAUACAGUGCGCAUUUCAGCUCUAUGACAGCACUCCUCGGUGCACGAUCUAUGACGAGCAACUCGGCAUCAACCAAGUAAUUCCAACUGUAUUGGGGAUUCCCUGUCAGCUCUCAGGGAAAUAUCCGGAUUCCCUCCUCUCUCAUCAGUGACUUCUGAAGAAUCAAUGAAAGAGCUCCUCAAGCUACAGCAGUUGCGACCUGUGGUGACAACAGAAUGUUGGCAGUAUUAGAACGAUGCAAUGACGCGAGAUUCGAAGAGAGCACUCCCUACAACACCAAUUGUAAAGAUGCGGAAUUGUAUACAACGUAUCGGCCUGUCCGUUGUAUCUCCUUCAACAGAAUGGCAAGUUUUGCAAUCCUCAUCCAUGCCUAUGUCCGUAGCUGGAGCUCGAGAAAAAACCCCAAGAAGACAGGGAAAAGACUGAUCGCUUCUGCAGCUUCUUGUUGUAGAUCGCAUCGGUGGUAUAGCAGCCAUGGUGCAUGAAUGACUAAGAAUAUUUCUCAGACCAUGAAGCACGUCUGACGAAAAUCAUGAGCAAAGCUGAUCCUCUGUAUGCCGCUCGCUCUGCGUGCAACAAAUGAAUGAAUAAUGGCAAUGCAAUUCUACUGGCCUUCAUGAACUGAUUGGCACCUGAAAGUUUAUAUUUAAAACAAUGAGCAAAUGUGGG
Molecule: messenger RNA, 980 nt
Organism: Marchantia polymorpha subsp. ruderalis
Lineage: Eukaryota; Viridiplantae; Streptophyta; Marchantiopsida; Marchantiales; Marchantiaceae
Source: the annotation of a GenBank genome assembly